AUGUCGACGCCAGCUGACAUCGCGCAUGUGUUGCUCACGCUUUCAGUCGAUCCACGUCUAGUCAAGACACUCAUCAAAGGCCUCGACGAGGACAAGAUCGCGAAGGUCACUGAAGAGAUAUCGAAGAGACUGCGUUCCCGAGAUGAUCACGAAGAGCACUUGUGUGCACUAGUGCAGGUUGCGGCGAAAAGCAAGGUUACGGAACUGGACGCGACCGGUUCAUCGAGUGAUCCAACGACGCAGACAACUGGGACCCGAACGCGAGGAACUGCAUCACAGUCGGGGAACACAAGGCUAUUUGGGAACACUAACAAGCGCGCCGCUGCCCCAGCUUCCCAAGUUAACCUACCCAAACGCGCGAAGACAAGGCGAAAUAUCGACUUAGAUCAAGACGACCACGAUUCCGAAGAGUAUGACUUGGGCUCACAACUGCUGGCAGCUGCAAAUUCGGAAGAUAUUGAGGGUAGUGAUGAUAACGAGGAUGAGAUCAAGAUAGAACCAUUUCGACAUGACUCAUCACUAAGGGCCACUUCACUGCCAAAGAUCAUACAUGUGACGGGGGCCGAGACGAUUAUUCCUGACUUGGAAGUAGCACUCUUCGUGCCAGACAGUGCCGGUUCUGGAGAAUGGAAGACGAUCGACCUUCUGACUGCGACAAUGAACCACGCGAUUCGAGCCAAAUUUGUCGAAAACUUCAUCUCCACAGCAUCAAAGAAGAAAGACUACGAGAGAAUGGUUAACAGUCCCAAGAGUUACCUAUAUGGCCGCUGCCUGAGCAAUGUCACUGGGCGUCUCAAUAUCUCUCACCACACCUACACCAAGGCCAGGGGAAACAAAGACAGGGCGUGCGACUUUUGCAUCAAGACACAAAGACUUUGUGUCAAACUUGUCGGGACGGCCAAAAACUUGAGGCUGGGCGUCUAUCCGCUUCCAGAGAAUCUGCGAUACGAUGCGACAUGGAUGGAUAUGGAAUUUUGGAUUUCGGAUUAGAAGUUUCGAGCGUGUGUUUUCAAAUUCCAAUAUCAGGUAUGCAAUGAGUGUCAGAUCAGUUGUAUACUUGGAUAUUGGAAUGACGUUCUGCAACGGUUGGUUCGACAGAUACAAGUUAUGUUUCUUUCUAAUGUCAAGAUCAAACGGCAGUGGGCCAAAGUGUCUAUACCGCAGAUCCAACUCAUGUAAUGCAAACAUCAUACCUAC
This is a messenger RNA of Dothidotthia symphoricarpi CBS 119687, 1197 nucleotides long. RefSeq lists its product as uncharacterized. The coding region runs from base 1 to 990 and encodes 329 amino acids. The transcript is spliced from 2 exons. The record is from RefSeq and is a predicted model, not a curated record. Lineage: Eukaryota; Fungi; Ascomycota; Dothideomycetes; Pleosporales; Dothidotthiaceae.